Myzus persicae (green peach aphid) is the source of this 1752-nucleotide messenger RNA. RefSeq names its product SPRY domain-containing protein 7. Lineage: Eukaryota; Metazoa; Arthropoda; Insecta; Hemiptera; Aphididae. Gene Ontology annotation, molecular function: protein binding. The transcript has 5 exons. The record is from RefSeq and is a predicted model, not a curated record. The coding region runs from base 279 to 866 and encodes 195 amino acids.
UAUCACAAAAAUAUUAACGUGUUCUGGGUGUUCUUUAAAAAUUCAAAAUUAUUUCAUAUUUCUCAUUCAUCUUACCGUGCAUUCUGUUAUCUUUUUAAUACAUCCUGAUUUGUUUGAUAACAGCCACACAAACAAGUAACAUCAUAAUGAUGCUGAUAAUAAUAAUAACAAUAUUAAAUAUACGUAUGUCGUUUACCAAACCAACUGCGAGCUUCCAUCGUCCCUGUAUAAAUUGUGUAUUUUCAAGAAGUAUUUAGUUUUAAGAUUUAGAUAUUUUGAUGGCAAUUGUGCUGUCAUGUUUCAAAAGAUGCUUCGACGGCAUCAAGUACACAGAACAUACAUCCUUUCCACUAAUCAACCCUAUAUGUUUGAAUACCAGCCGAAUGGGUAAUGAAGUAGUGAUCGUGAAGAAUGGCACCAGGAUAUGCGGUAGUGGUGGUGUCUUGUGUACUGCACCAAUAGUGCAAAAUAAAUGUUACUUUGAAGUAAAAGUGCAACAAUCUGGUAUCUGGGGAGUAGGUUUAGCUCUGAAUGAUAUAGAUCUGUGUAAAGCACCCGGUGGUCACGAUCAAUACUCAUGGGUGUUGUGUAAUGAUGGAGCACAACGACAUAACCAGCAAGUGUUAAAAGCUAUAGAUAAUACCAUUGAAGAAGGUGAUAUUAUUGGUAUUUACUAUGACCAUGUUGAAUUAAACUAUUCGAUUAAUGGCCAACCAGUGAAUGAACCAAUUACAGGAAUAAGAGGAACUGUAUUCCCAGCUUUAUUUGUGGAUGAUGGUGCAAUAUUAGACAUAGUGUUGGAAAGAUUUUCAUACCCACCAUCCAACGGAUAUGAUAAAAUCAUGUUAGAGCAAUCUAUACUUUAACUAUAUUUUGCAUAAAAACUAAAAUGAAUAACAAAUAAUAUAUUUAUCAUUCCAUUAAUCAUAAAUUAUAAUUUUAUAUUUUUUCUAUAAAUUGUUUUAUUUUUAUGCAUAAUUUAUUAAGUGCAUUUGUAAGCUAAUAAAUUAAAUAUUAUUAUGUAAUUAUAUUAACUGAACAAUUUAGAAGGUUUGCUUUAUUAGUAGUUGUACAAUAAAAUAAUAAAAUUGAAUAUUUAUUAACUUAAAAAAAAUGUUCUUUGUAACUGAUAACUUAAACAAGAAAAAAAAAACUAUUCAUUUAUAAUUUAUAUUUAUAACAGAUAAGUACUUAAAAUACUUGUUCUUGUGCUCCUAUAAACAAAACAAUGUAUACUUUGUGCCUUCUAACUGUUCUUAGUCACCCUAGGAUAAAUUGUAUCAAUUUUAUAGUACACAUAAUCAACCAGUUUAAUUAAAGAAGAUAUUAUUAUUUAUUUAUUUUUACAAAUAUAAUCUUUACAUAAAAAAUAUUAUUAGCCCUUUGAACAAAACUUAUAAAUAUAUUUCAGUAUUUUAAAAAUCAACAAUGUAAAAUGUAGUUUAACCAAUAUUUAAAAUAGAUUAUAAGACUAAUAAAUACUUUAGCGUAGAAACUACAAGUUAAAAUGUAUCUUUUUUUUAUUUUAUUUUUUAUUGUUAUUUAACUGGUUGUAUACAUUAUAACCAUAUUAUAAAAACAUUUUACUCUUUUCCUAUUUCUAGUUAAAUAUGUUGCAUUAUUUGAUGUACUUAGUAUCCACCUGUCUAUAUGUUAUGUGUAUAAUAUAUAUAAUAUAAUAAGUUUAAUUAUAUCUGAUCAAUAAAUUCAGAAUCUCAGUUUAACUAAAAAUAUAUUUAAUUUUUGUAACCA